Stegodyphus dumicola is the source of this 5224-nucleotide messenger RNA. Its product is annotated as spondin-1-like. Gene Ontology annotation, biological process: cell adhesion. Gene Ontology annotation, cellular component: extracellular matrix. Lineage: Eukaryota; Metazoa; Arthropoda; Arachnida; Araneae; Eresidae. Gene Ontology annotation, molecular function: serine-type endopeptidase inhibitor activity. The record is from RefSeq and is a predicted model, not a curated record.
ACAGUGACAAUUCAGGGCUAUUCAUCCCAGAUCGCAGUACAGAAGUUCAUUGGGUUUAUGCUCAUAGUAGAACCAAAAGAAAUCAAAAAUGACAUCUCAGCAAGACCUGAUGUCGGCUCGUUUCAGCUUUUUGGUGACGCCAUGUGUAAGUACUCAGAAGAAUGUCCAAAUGCCAUUGUGCAUGCUUCUUUGAUUCCUAAACAAGACAUACAAGUGAUGUGGAAGGCUCCUCCAGCUGGUACAGGAUGCGUUGUUUUCAAAGCCACUGUACAAGAAAGUCGGGAUCUCUGGUACAUGGACGAAGGAGGCUUAAUAAAAGAAUUAUGCGAGGAAGAGCAAGAAAACCAAGACGAGCAGCCAGAGAUUAUCGAAGACUGUUGUGCGUGUGAUGAAGCCAAAUAUGAGCUCACGUUUGAAGGCCUGUGGUCCAGGCAUACUCAUCCCAAAGACUUUCCCACAAACGAAUGGUUAACCCACUUCUCUGACAUCAUUGGUGCUUCUCACACUGGCGACUUCCGCAUGUGGCAAUAUGGUGGAAACGCAUCUGAUGGGGUCAGGGAAGUUGCAGAAAGAGGAAUCACCAAGAAGCUGGAAUCAGAGCUAAAGACAGAGUCAAACAAAAUCCGCACAAUCAUCAAAGCAAGAGGUUUGUGGUACCCCAAUGUCCAGGGUAAGACAUUUGCUGUUUUCCGAGUAGACAAAUAUCAUCAUCUGAUGUCACUGUUGACCAUGCUUGGACCAAGCCCAGACUGGAUUGUAGGAGUUAGCGCACUGGAACUCUGCCUCAAGAAUUGUUCUUGGGUAGGAGAAAAGGUCAUGAAUUUGUAUCCUUGGGAUGCUGGCACGAUGAAUGGAUAUACAUAUAUAGAGGAUCCGAAAAUCCCAACUUCCCCAAGAGAAAAAAUUCGACGUAUCACAUCUUCUACACCAAAUAAUCCUUUGUCUCCUUUCUACGACCCAACGGGUGCUCCAAUGAAACCAGUGGCCAGGCUGACCGUUACCCGCCAAAGAGUGUAUGAGAAGCCAUGUGACGACUACACGAUUCCUACCACAUAUAACUCCCUUGAAAUCACCGAUGAUACCUAUUCUAGAAUGGAAUGCCGUGUCAGUGACUGGACAGACUUCCAACCAUGCAGUGUGUCUUGUGGCCAUGGUUUCAAAAUGAGAUCUCGUCAGUAUACCAAUAAAAAGAAAGCAGAAAUGGUAGGUUGCACUGUCCAGCUGGUAGACAAAGAACCCUGCAAUCCACCCUGCGUUGGAAAUAUAAGUUGCCGAACUACAGAAUGGGGCGAAUGGUCAGAAUGUAGUGUCACCUGUGGCAAGGGACUUCGGACACGUAGUCGCAAGUAUCUGGACAACAGGGCACGAAAAACCUGUGCUUUUGAAUUGAUGGAGAAAGAGACCUGCAUGGCACCGAAAGCAGUGUGUGAUACCGAACCUAUAAGGCCAGGAAGACGAAGACCGGAAGUGAAUCCAGAACAGAAUAAUGCAUCUGACGAUUUGCUUUAUAGGAUUCUUCUGGACGUGGAAAUGGACUUAGAUCCGAAUUCCACAUGUGCAGUUACUCAGUGGUCUGAAUGGUCUCCUUGUACCGUAACCUGUGGUAAAGGAUUGAAAGUUCGCACUAGAUUGUAUCUGAAAACGUCUGCAAUGAGCGUGUGCAACGUAGAAUUAAUGCAGAAAGCUCCUUGCACAGCUGACAAGCCGGAUUGCUCCAUUGACUUACAGCAAGCAAAAACUAACAUUACGAUACGCCAUGGGUCGCGAAACAACAAAAUUCCCUUUUGCUCAAUGGGACAUUGGUCUGAUUGGUCUCCUUGUUCUGCAACCUGCGGAGCAGGACUCAGAUUUCGCAGGAGAUGGUAUCUUAACCCAUCUGCGUUGGGCAAGUGCGAUAGAGAAAUACAGCAGCAACUCCGCUGCACAGCCGACAAGCCGGAAUGUCAGAUCAAUAUACAAAAGGCAAAAAAUAAUUGCAUGCAGCCCAAAGAGGUUGGACCAUGCAGAGGAUAUUUCCCACGUUGGUAUUACGACGUAGGAAGGACUAUGUGUCUCCAAUUUAUCUACGGUGGAUGCAGAGGUAACAAAAAUAACUUCGAACGCUAUGCGGACUGCAACAGGAUGUGCGAAACUAUGUUGAGAGCUCCACUUAGUGCUCUCACACCGUUGUCCACUUCACCUGCCCAACCAACUGAAAAGGAACUUCACCCUGUCAUCGACUGUGUCGUGACACCCUGGUCCGCAUGGAGUGAAUGUUCUCAUACCUGCGGCAAUGGACGAAAAGAAAGACGGCGCAUGAUCAAACUGAAUCCUGAAAAUGGAGGGAAACCCUGUCCUGGAAAAUUGGUGCAAAGAAGAAAAUGCAAGGAAAAUCUACCUUGCCCUGACCGAAUGGGAGACAAAGAAGCUGUCGACUGCCAGCUGAAUCCAUGGUCAGAGUGGACACCAUGUACGAAGACUUGCGGUGAAGGAGGGUCACGUCGUCGAACAAAGACCGUGAAGGUAGCCCCGAAGAACAACGGUGCCGCCUGUGGCCCUAAGGUUGAGAGGAGUUACUGCAAUCUCCCCCCAUGUCCGCUAUUCUAGCUACAAAAUAGAAAACGGCGUCAUGGAUAAACUGGAAAUGACUGUAAGUGAGGGAGAUGGAAAUGACUGUAAGUGAGGGAGAGCAUCUACAUAUCAUUGCUAUAUAAUCAUCUCACUUCAUGUCACCAGAGCGAUGGAAAACCGAAAAGAAGGACUAAUGUACUCAAUUAUAUUUGCUGUAGCUGAACCUAAAAUACAAUGGAAAAGCAAAGCAAGAUUUUUUUCUUCUUUCAGUCAUUUAAGCCCUACCUAAAAACUUUUGUACAAUUUUAAUAAAUAUCACAAGAAUAUGGUCUUUAAACAUUAUUUUAUUUCCAUUUGUGUAAUCAAUAUUAUUAAAAGAUAUUUCAAAUAUAAUAUUUUUAGUUUCAUAUAUUUUCUAUUUGAGUGUAAAUCUGAAUAUAUAUUGUAAGUGCUGAUUCUAAAUGCUCAGAUCUACGAUAUUGUGUAACGUUUCGACGUAUUUCAAUUGCAGUGUAAUUUUGACUUUCCAAAUGAUUAUGAAUCUGAUUGUCUAAGGUGUAUUUCCCAAGAAACCAGAAUCUCGUUUUUUAGGUAUUCCAGAUAUUUCUUGUUACAUUUUUAUUCCUAGGAAUUCAAAUAAUGUGCCGGGAGCAUAAAAUUGCUUUUAAUUAAAUUUCAUAUAAUGAAAAUUAAAAAUUCUUAUUUUAUUAAGAGAAGUAAAUUAUUAAAGUUUGUGAUUGGGUGAAUGGGAAAAAAGUGAUCCAUUUCUGAAGCGUAGCGAAAUGCAAUCCAUAUACAACAAAACAAGAAGAUAUUCAGUAUAACUGAUAUAUUAACAUCUGAAUUUUAUUUUAUUUGAUUCAACAUAUGAAUUCUUGGCAUUCUAUUCAAUGAAUAAAAUGCCGAAGACUAAUUGUAUGAACUUUGAACAUGAAAAAUGUCGGUUCAGAUAAGCAAAAACUUAAAAAGAGGGGAAGCAUUAUUGACUUUUGGGGGGGGGCAGGGUGAGAACGAAAAUAAUUUCUAAAUGAAAUAUUAAUGAAAUUGAUUAGCGUACAUAUACUUAAAAGAUUAUUGUAAAUGCAACUAACUGCCAACUUUUUUUUCUUUAAUUUGUGCAGCCAACCAUUCCUGGUAAAUCCUGGUAAUUUCUUGAGAAAUUUCAGGGAAUGCCGGGAAAAAUAAAAACUGCAUAACUGAGAAACCAUAAUGUAAUAGAUAAUUCUAUUGUACUAUUAUCGUAGUUUAUGAUUUUUUAAGGUCAAGUAGGAAACUGAGUCAACAAAUUAAUUAAUAUAAAGCAAUCAAGAUUUUAGAAUAAUUAGUUAAAAUUACUUUAAAAAAAUUUAUCAACAAAAUAAGGCAUAACUUUCAUGUAUUAAAACAUUUUUAAAAAAUGUUUUCAUGUUACAUUCAAUAUUAAAACCUUCUGUUUGUUUAAAGAACAUAUGCAAUACAAGUUAGCUUAAUUCGGUGCAAAUAAUGUGGCAUGCAAAAGCAACUAAAGAAAAACUUAAAUCGUUGAUAACGAACUUAAUAGCUAUCAAAAUUAAUAUUUAAUGGAUAUAAAUAUAUCUAGUGAAAUUGAAAUUUAAAAUCAUAAAUGUAGAACAUAAGGAUAUUUAAAAUAAGUAAAAUUUGUAAUAAAAUUAAUUCUUCCACGGAACAGAAUUAAAACUAGCAGAUAGUUGUAUUAAAUGUUGGAAGCUAAAGCAAAUUAUAAAAUUAUAAAAAUGAUUUACAAGAGACCAAUUUGAAGUGCACAUGAGUUACAAUUGAAUGGUCGUGUUAACAACCUAAAUUACUUUAUUGAAAAACAAUAGGAAACAAAACUAAGACCCUUAUAAGGAUAAAUUUCAGAAUUUUAUUUAUUACUUGAACUAAAUUUUAUUUUAUUAAAAUUAUUUUAUUGAAUGUACAUAAUAAAAAUAUAAUUAAUAUUUGGCUGUAUGUGAAACUACAGUUCCAAUAUAGUACAUUAAAUUUGUCUCUCAUGUAAAUACUGAUACAAAUUGAAAGCAAAGCGUUGUAACAGUAAGGGGAAACGGUUUGUUUCAGUCUUCGAAAUGAGUAAUAGAAAUUUAUCAUGACAUGAAUGACUAUAGGAAACACUUGAAGCGUGUUUUAUAUAAAUUUUAUAUAAAUUUUUAUGCAGCUUAAAAACUAAUAUUGCAUGAGUAAAUCAGAAUGAAAAAGAAAAAAGUGUUCUAUGUUUCAUCAAACUACUACACAAAUAUUGAUAAAUUUGUUAAUAAUUUUGGAGAGCAAAGAAUUUUGCUAUUACAUUUCUGUACUUCGAAAAAUAAACAUAUUUGCUAUAUUAUGUUACAAACAUUAUACAUUAUAUGCUAUAAUAUUAUAAAAAUUACACAUUAUUUUAAUACAUUGUUUUCUCAGUAAUUUUAUUUUAUUUAUAUUGAGAAAAUGAGAAUAAAAAUAAUUCUUUUUUUCUGUUCGAACUGAGUGAAGAAAAUAAUCUUGCUUUCUUUGAAACUUCUUCCUGUGAUGGCAAUGAAAUGUUAGGACGAAGAUUACGAUUCGUGCUCGUAUCGUGAUAAUCGUUUCUGUUUUUGCGAUUUGCCAACAUGUCUUCCUUUAGUUACCAUGAUCAAAAAGUUUAUCGUUUGUAUGGUAGAAUAAUAAAGUUUGAUCUUAGAUUUUGUAAUCGCGGAAA